AUGCAUCUUUCCCAAGUCUCACUCUUGUUCUUUAAUAUAUGUAUUUUUAUUUGUGGAGAAACUAUACAAGGUAACUGUGUACAUCAAUCUACGGAUUCUCCAGUAGUUAACAUUGUAGAAAAUGUAUCUCAUAUAAAAGAUGAAAGUAAAAGGAAUGAUACUGUUUAUAAGGAAGAAUGUGAGGAAUCAUGUGAUAUUAAAAUUAAAAUUACACGAGAAGAAAAACAUUUCAUGUGUAGAAAUUUGCAAAGUUCUAUUAUUUCUUACACACGAAGUACCAAAAAACUACUAAGAAAUAUAAUGGAUGAGCAGCAAGCUUCCUUGGAUUACUUAUCUAAUCAGGUUAAUGAGCUCAUGAAUCGAGUUCUCCUUUUGACCUCUGAAGUGUUUAGAAAACAGCUGGAUCCUUUUCCUCACAGACCAGUUCAGUCACAUGGUUUAGAUUGUACUGAUAUUAAAGAUACUGUUGGCUCUGUCACCAAAACACCAAGUGGUUUAUACAUAAUCUAUCCAGAAGGAUCUAGCUACCCAUUUGAGGUAAUGUGUGACAUGGAUUACAGAGGAGGUGGAUGGACUGUGAUACAGAAAAGGAUUGAUGGGAGAAUUGAUUUCCAAAGGUUGUGGUGUGAUUAUCUGGAUGGAUUUGGUGACCUUUUAGGCGAAUUUUGGCUAGGUCUAAAAAAGAUUUUCUACAUAGUAAAUCAGAAAAAUACCAGUUUUAUGCUGCAUGUGGCAUUGGAAUCUGAAGAUGAUACGUUGGCUUAUGCUUCGUAUGAUAAUUUUUGGCUAGAGGAUGAAACAAGAUUUUUUAAAAUGCACAUAGGACAGUAUUCAGGAAAUGCUGGUGAUGCUUUCCGGGGCUUCAGGAAAGAAGAUGAUCAAAAUGCAAUGCCUUUCAGCACAGCAGAUGUUGAUAAUGAUGGAUGUCGUCCCGCAUGCCUGGUCGUUGGUCAGUCUGUGAAGAGCUGCAGUCACCUCAAUAACAACACUGGCUGGUGGUUCAGCCAAUGUGGACUAGCAAAUCUGAAUGGUAUCCAUCGCUUCCCUGGAAAAUUGCUUGCGACUGGAAUUCAAUGGGGCACAUGGACCAAAAACAACUCACCUGUCAAGAUUAAAUCUGUUUCAAUGAAAAUCAGAAGAACUUACAAUCCAUAUUUUAAGUAAUUUUAUUUUAAAUUGUAAUUCUUGUUCCAUAAUUAUUUUUUUUAUAAAAUAUAAAAGAUUUUACAUAGUUUUUCUUUUUACUGAGUGUUUCAA
Messenger RNA from Myotis myotis, 1257 nucleotides. It is a transcript of the gene ANGPTL5, whose product is annotated as angiopoietin like 5. Bases 1 to 1164 code for a protein of 387 amino acids. Lineage: Eukaryota; Metazoa; Chordata; Mammalia; Chiroptera; Vespertilionidae. The record is from RefSeq and is a predicted model, not a curated record. The transcript has 8 exons.